AUGCCUGAAAUGUCUUGCAAACAUGCGAACCAAUUCUUCACACAGAAGACAAAUGAAACUGCAUACAAAAAUAUAAUUAACCAUCUUGCUUUCCCAAAGUCCAAGCGUGAAUUCACUCAUAAGGCUUCAUUAUAUUGCACUUUAUGCAAAACACGAGGUGAAGAUUUUGACGUUUGCAAUAAAGAUUUGAUAAGACCUAGAUGUUUGCUCGCAUGUGCUCAUUGUAUUCAUUUCGCUUGUUGGGAUUAUCGUCAUAUAUAUUUACACAGAGAAGACCAUCCUGAUCAUUAUCUUUCUGUUUGUACAGAACGUGGUGAAUUAUUUUGUACUGGUUGUGGUGAUUUUGUUUACCAUUCUGUGGCUGAAAGUUUUCAUCAGUCUGCAUGUCGCACUUAUUUAGCUCAAUUUGGUUUAUCCAAUCGUUAUUGGAGACCAUCGUUUAAUGAAUUACGCCUCAUACCUCAUAUCACUCCAGUAUUACCCUUAACUGUAAAUGGCUGUUCUGGAGCUAUGCGUGGUCUUAUCAAUAUGGGCAAUACAUGUUUCUUAAAUGUUGUCAUACAAGCGUUGACGCAUACACCCGUUUUACGGGAUUAUUUAUUGGCUGAUUUACAUAGGUGUUCAAGUCCAACUCGAUCACGUAACUGUUUAGCUUGCGAAAUGGUUCGCAUUACACAAGAGUUAUAUAAACCCGUUGUUACUCCAUUUGUACCAAAUAAUCUGCUGUAUGCAAUUUGGUUACAUGCAAGUCAUUUAGCUGGUUAUGAACAACGGGAUGCUCAUGAAUUUCUUAUAACAUUGUUGACUUUAAUACAUGGUCAUCUUGUUGGCGAGGAAUCACCACACGAUCAUGAAGAGAAUUGCACAUUGACUGGACAAAAACUUAUCAAUGAUCAACAAUCACGCUCUUCUAAUCCAAAUCGUAAUUUUAUUAAUACAAAUCAUAAUUUACUACAUCAUCAUCAGCAUAAUAGUAAAGUGAUUAGAGAAACGCCGAAAAUAAUCAAUUCAACUGAAUGUAUUCCACAACCGGAUUCAAAUUCACAAGCAUCAUCAGUAUCGAGUUCUCGAGAAAGUUCCGAUUCUUGUGAUUGUAUUGUUCAUCAGGUGUUUUUUGGUGAUUUGGAAUCUGUCAUAUCAUAUGAAGGUUGUGAGCAUAGAUCAUCAACAGUAGAUCCAUUCUUAGAUCUUUCAUUAGAUGUAAUUCAACGUGGUUCUACUUCAUUGCAAGCAUGUCUUGGAUCCUAUUUUCGACCAGAAUUAAUUGAUGGUUUAAUAUGGUGUUCACAAUGUAAUAUUGGUCGACCGGCUGUUAAACAAUUCAGUUUACUUCAUUUACCUAAUGUUUUAUGCUUUUAUCUCAAGCGUUGUCAUCAUGAUACGAAAAUCAAUACAUCGAUCACAUUCCCUGUUGAAUUGGAUAUGGCUCCGUAUUUACAUCAAAUUGUCGGCGACCAAUCAGCUUGGUAUGAUAAAUAUUCUCUAUAUGCUGUAUUAAAUCAUAGUGGUCAAACUAAUUCUGGUCAUUAUACAGCUUAUAUACGUGUUGGUCCUGGUGCUUGGUGUUUAUGUGAUGAUCAAAAAGUUGUAUCAGUUAAUUUAAAUGAUGUUUUACAUACAGAUGCAUAUGUAUUAUUGUAUCAUAAGAAUUUAUUAGCUGUACGCAUUUAA
Molecule: messenger RNA, 1671 nt
Organism: Schistosoma guineensis
Lineage: Eukaryota; Metazoa; Platyhelminthes; Trematoda; Strigeidida; Schistosomatidae
Source: the annotation of a GenBank genome assembly